Molecule: messenger RNA, 1186 nt
Organism: Exaiptasia diaphana
Lineage: Eukaryota; Metazoa; Cnidaria; Anthozoa; Actiniaria; Aiptasiidae
Product: hematopoietically-expressed homeobox protein hhex
Exons: 2
Coding region: 121-741 (206 amino acids)
Biological process (GO): regulation of transcription by RNA polymerase II; cell differentiation
Molecular function (GO): DNA-binding transcription factor activity, RNA polymerase II-specific; RNA polymerase II cis-regulatory region sequence-specific DNA binding
Source: RefSeq, a predicted model, not a curated record
ACUCCACAGUCUUAAGCUACAGUACGUGGAGAUUGCACUCUAGUCCCACUACCAAGCAACUUGUAGCCAACUACUUGAACAUUCAUUGUAAUAACAACAACAACCACGUCUCAAGAAACGAUGCAACACUGUAAUUGGGAUCGUAGCGUCCCAAGCGUAUUCGCCGCAUCUCCAUACAAUUCCUCAUCGUUCUACAUUGAUGAUAUUCUCAGUACAAGUACACAGAAACCUCCAUCCGCUUCUCUGUGCGCUUCUACGAUAUGUGAACCACCAAAACCACAYUGCAUCUCACCCGCGUUCCAUCUUCCUACGGCAUCAAGAACCUAUCCAAACUUAAACAUAAACAGUCCRUUUUCGCCGUACAACCGUCCCUUCAGCUUCCAGCCACCAGGGUUUCAAGCUCCUAGCAUCCCAAGUGUAUAUGAAGCUUAUAGCGAUCAUAGCGCUUGGAACCUCUUCCUCCCAAAACCACAAAAGAAAAAAGGUGGACAGGUCCGAUUUUCGAAUGAGCAGACCAUCGAACUAGAAAAAAUAUUCGAGAGUCAAAAAUAUCUGUCCCCUCCCGAACGCAAACAACUAUCAAAGGUACUAGGUCUGACUGAACGACAAGUGAAGACAUGGUUUCAGAACCGUCGAGCCAAAUGGCGGAGAUUUAAGCAAGAAUCCCAAAGCGAGAAAAGCUCGGAUAAACUAGAUGGGAACGAAGAAUCAACGAGAGAAWCUUCAAAAGAAGUGUCAUGAAGAUCGUUGACWGAGGGGGAAGACCUUCUAACUAUCUCAACGAACAGUCCAUUUCUGACGAGUAUUUAAGAGACAGUACAUGACUCAGAAAUAGCGACUAUAUAUAUUAAUAUUUCACGCCAAAAUAGGCACAAUGUWAUUCAGUUUUGUUAUCGAACAUGUAAACCAUGUUCUUUAACGUGUGUUACGAUGUGGYUCGAGCCACCCAUUCAUAACCUGCGCCUUAUGUUGGCCCAUUAUGAUACUUAACAUUACACCAUAUGRACUUUGUAUCAAUCGUGAUUUAUCCGAAAAUGACUUAAGGCAACUGUACAAAUCAGAGCAAUUGAAGCCGAUACUUUAAAAUUGCACUUGUAAUUACCAAUAAAUUGUAAAUUAACGCAAGUUUAAUUACACCCACGUCCUGUACAAGCAUCAGAAUUAAAUGUUCAAAAAUCUUAGAAAA